CUUGCGUCUCUACCUUUCGCCUCUCGAUUUUGGUCAAUCAGCCAUCGACUUCUAGAUUCAGCAGAUAAUGGACACUUGUCAAGUAAAGGAAAAUAGGCACCAUGAGGCACCCGUCGGUUACGACGACCAGGGCCGGGCUUCGAUCCUGCCCUACUCGCAGACGACCCGGUUUUAUCCCGGCGAUCUGGUCCAUGUUUCAGUUAGGCGCUGUCAUGACGCGAUCGAAACCCAUGGACCGUACCUGGUCGAAAUGGUGAUUUCGGGCAAGUACACGCUAUGCAUGGAUGAUGGAACAGAGGUCUCUGUAGACGGGAAGACAGUAUUCGAGGAAUCGGACCUAGUGGAAGCAGUAUAAGUGUUCUCAUUCUGGGCACUAAAAUUCAUGGGGCUGUCGAGGUAUAUACUACUA
This is a messenger RNA of Aspergillus pseudotamarii, 409 nucleotides long. RefSeq lists its product as uncharacterized. Lineage: Eukaryota; Fungi; Ascomycota; Eurotiomycetes; Eurotiales; Aspergillaceae. The coding region runs from base 68 to 355 and encodes 95 amino acids. The record is from RefSeq and is a predicted model, not a curated record. The transcript is spliced from 3 exons.